Pygocentrus nattereri (red-bellied piranha) is the source of this 2976-nucleotide messenger RNA. It is a transcript of the gene slc15a1a, whose product is annotated as solute carrier family 15 member 1a. NCBI's taxonomy places the organism in Eukaryota, Metazoa, Chordata, Actinopteri, Characiformes, Serrasalmidae. Gene Ontology annotation, cellular component: membrane. Gene Ontology annotation, molecular function: dipeptide transmembrane transporter activity. The record is from RefSeq and is a predicted model, not a curated record. The transcript is spliced from 23 exons. Gene Ontology annotation, biological process: oligopeptide transport; transmembrane transport. The coding region runs from base 102 to 2264 and encodes 720 amino acids.
CAGGGCCACAGUCCACACUAAUAAAGGGCUGUUCACCUUUACACAGGGGUUCUGUACUAACACCAGUCUUUCCCUUUCUGAGUACUCAGUCACACGCAGCCAUGGCAGACCGAAGGGAAAAUGAUGAUAAGAGAACAAAAUCAAAGUCGGCGGAAUGCUGUGGAUAUCCGGUCAGCAUUUUCUUCAUCGUUGUCAACGAGUUUUGUGAAAGAUUCUCCUACUAUGGAAUGCGAGCGGUGCUGGUGCUGUACUUCAGGUAUUUCCUGCGCUGGGAUGAUGAUCUCGCCACCUCCAUCUACCACGCUUUCGUGGCGCUGUGCUACCUGACUCCCAUCCUGGGGGCUAUUGUGGCAGACUCCUGGCUUGGCAAGUUCAAAACCAUCAUCUAUCUGUCCAUCGUGUAUGCCAUCGGGCAGAUCGUCAUGGCAGUAAGUGCUAUCAAUGACAUCACAGACGCAAACAGAGACGGCACGCCAGACAACAUGGCUGUUCAUGUGACCUUGGCCAUGAUCGGCCUGAUUCUCAUCGCUUUUGGUACUGGAGGCAUCAAACCAUGUGUAUCUGCGUUUGGAGGAGAUCAGUUUGCGGACCACCAGACGAGGCAGAGAAGUACUUUCUUCUCUGUCUUUUAUCUGUGUAUUAAUGCUGGCAGUCUCCUGUCCACUCUCAUCACCCCUAUACUCAGAGGUCAAGAGUGUGGCAUUCACACUCAGCAGAAGUGCUACCCGCUGGCUUUUGGUGUUCCUGCUGCCCUGAUGGUGGUCUCUCUGAUUGUGUUUAUUGCUGGCAGUGGGAUGUACAUUAAAGCUGCACCCCAAGGCAACAUCAUGCUGGAUGUGUGUAAUUGUAUUGGGUUUGCUAUCAAGAACCGUUUCAGACACAGGAGCAAGAGAUACCCGAAGAGAGAGCACUGGCUGGACUGGGCCAAUGAGAAAUAUAAUAAACUCCUCAUUGCUCAGAUUAAGAUGGUGCUGAAAGUACUGUUCCUCUACAUCCCUCUCCCCAUGUUCUGGACCCUGUUUGACCAAAAGGGCUCCCGCUGGACCUUCCAAGCCACCACCAUGGACGGAACCUUUGGCACCCUCAUUCUGCAGCCAGACCAGAUGCAGACUGUCAACCCCAUCCUGAUCCUGACUUUGGUGCCCAUCAUGGACAGAGUGGUCUAUCCCCUUAUCAGAAAGUGUGGCUUCAACUUCAGUCCUUUGAAGAGAAUGACAGUUGGGAUGUUUUUGGCUGCCAUGGCUUUUGUCUCUGCUGCUCUGGUCCAGAUUCAGAUUGAUAAAACCCUGCCAGUUUUCCCAUCCUCCACUGAAAGCCAGCUAAAGAUAGUAAACAUGGCCAGCAGUCAGAUGGAGGUCACCAUCUCUCCACAUGAUCCUAUUGUGUUGGGCUCUAUGCAGGCCAGUGACUACAUGACAUUGCCCAAUUCAACAAUUACAGUGUCUUUGAACACAAAUCCACCCAUCAUUAAAAUGUUCCCCCUGAGUGAGAGACAGCGCCACACUCUCAUCAUCCCGGCCGACCCUAACACUGCAUAUGUGACAUUUGAUAUCACUUCCAAACCAGAGCAAGGCAGUAAUGCCAUCAGAUUUGUGAAUGGCAUGAGUGAAGAGGUCAAUGUUUCAUAUUAUGGAUUCAAUAGACAAUCUCCAGUUUCAGACUACGUCUUCCUUUCACAAGGAGAGCACACAUUCAGCAUCAGUAAUUCUGUGAAGUCAUGUACAUUCUCUAAGAUGUUCAGGUUUGGAGCAGCCUACACUUUCCUCAUCCCCAGCACACUUAACUUGACAGAUAACUGUGGUGCCUCUGUAGUUGAAGUGGAAGACAUCAAGCCCAAUACUGUGCAUAUGGCCCUGCAGAUCCCUCAGUAUUUCCUCAUAACAGCAGGAGAAGUGGUGUUCUCUGUCACUGGCCUGGAGUUUUCAUAUUCACAGGCACCCAGCAACAUGAAGGCAGUGCUGCAGGCUGGCUGGCUGUUCACUGUCGCUGUGGGCAAUUUCAUUGUGCUUAUUGUGGCAGAGCUGGCAAAGCUGCCUGACCAGUGGGCAGAGUAUGUGUUGUUUGCCUCUUUGCUAGUGGCAGUGUGUAUAAUCUUUUCUAUAAUGGCUUACUUCUACACCUACAUCAACCCUGCUGAGAUCGAGGCCCAGUUCAUGCAAGGAGAUGAAAUAGAUCCAGAGGACAAGGAGAAGAAAGCCAUAGAGCUGAAGAGUAAAGACUUUGUGCAGCAACAAAAUGAACAAGUUGGAAAAACUAAAAUGUAAACAUUUUUUUUGUUUGUGUACCAUGUAAAUCAAUUGCAUAAGUCAUUAUAGUUUCGUAAGAGCUGUUGCUUUUAUAGAUUAAGUUGCGUAAAGACAACAGCUGAAAUGACUGUAUGAUAAAUUGUGAAACCAUACUAUCAGAUAUGGAUAGCUGGCCAGAGUCUGAAUUUUUUGUGGUUAUAACUCCUGUUCUGGCUUUUUCUUCCCACAUAUUAUUGAUUUGCUGUAUAUUGUUUAUAAGAUUUCAAUGUGUUCAAUUUUAUAAGUUAUAAAGAAGUCAACUUUCUAAUGUUAAUUUUAAGUAAAAAUGAGAGGCAUUUUAACCUACUCCAGAAUAAUAUACUUCAAAAGUACUGUUAAAAGCAAAUAUACACAAAAUGCUCUGUAUACAGUUGUACUUGCUUUAAAAAGUUUGUAUGAAAUAUAAAUUUGGCCUUUGUACUGACAAAACUACUCACAUGGUAUUCUGGAUGAUCAUUGUUUAAUGCUAUUAUUAUGAAAAUCAAGUUAAACAUGAUUGACAAAAAUAUCCACUUACAUACACCGAUUUUCUUCUUUGGUAUCAGAAAAACCAAAAUCAAACCCAAAGGAAACCUUGUAGAUCCCCCCACUAAAGAUGGUAUAACAUGGGCAUCCCGAAAGAUGAGACUUGAGCUCACAAUCCCAGCAAGCUAAUUACUACAAUCCUCACUAGAAAGUAAACUACUCACUU